Messenger RNA from Penaeus indicus, 4770 nucleotides. RefSeq names its product facilitated trehalose transporter Tret1-like. Gene Ontology annotation, molecular function: sugar transmembrane transporter activity. Gene Ontology annotation, biological process: transmembrane transport; carbohydrate transport. The record is from RefSeq and is a predicted model, not a curated record. Bases 265 to 1731 code for a protein of 488 amino acids. The transcript is spliced from 10 exons. Gene Ontology annotation, cellular component: membrane. NCBI's taxonomy places the organism in Eukaryota, Metazoa, Arthropoda, Malacostraca, Decapoda, Penaeidae.
CAACUACCACACGCGAAGUCCAUCCAUUCACAAUUUUUUUCAGAGAACAAUUACGGCCAAGUUCACGUAGCGGCAUGUCUUGGAUUUGUGACAGAAACAGUCGUGUUAUAGUCGGGGUUCUUGCGUAUGUGUAAAGCCAAGAAAAUGAUGUAGAAAGCAUACAUAUCUAGUAAAAUAUAUUUCCCAGGAGACAAGACUGGAGAUCUUUGGUAGAGAAAGUAACGAAGGAAAAAAUAAAUAACUUUACAAAAAAAAAAAAAAAAAAUGGUCGAAAUCCAGAUGUCUACGUUGGGGCUCGUGGGUGAGUGGAGGAAACCAGCCCAUAGGACACAGUACCUGGCUGCUCUCUCUGCCUCCAUGGGCGCCAUGGCCGUGGGCUCAGCCAUAGGAUACUCCUCCCCUGCCAGUGCCGCCCUGCUCUCCAAACCGCCCACAAACACCUCGGACAAUACCACCAGCGCCCCUGAAUGGCUGGCGGAGAACGAUCACCAACUGACACUGACGCCGAUGGAAAACAACUGGUUCGCCGCCUCCCUUAGCGCCGGUGCCCUGGUCGGCUGUGUGGUCGCGGGGUUUAGUCUGAACACCUUGGGGAGGAAGGGAACCAUGCUGGCUUCGCUCGUGCCGCUCAUGCUAGGGUGGGCGUUGAUAGGUUUUGCACAGAACAUCGGCAUGCUCGUAACCGGUCGUGUUUUAUGCGGAUUGUGUACUGGAGUUACGUCAUUGGUAUGCCCGACUUAUACCACUGAGUAUGCUUCGAAAGACAUACGGGGCACAUUAGGUUCUGGCUUCCAACUCUUCAUUACCAUCGGCAUUCUUUACGCUUACCUCUUCGGCGCCGUCGUGGAGUCCUGGCGGUGGCUGGUCCUCGUCUGCGCUGCCGUCGGGGGCGUCUACUUCCUGCUGGCGAUCUUCAUCAAGGAGUCUCCUACGUUCCUGCUGUCCAAGGGCAAGGAGGAGGAAGCGAGGGCGUCGAUGCAGUAUUUUCGAGGAAAGUCCUACGACAUCGAGCCGGAGAUGAAAGCCCUGAAGGAGUCCCUGGAGGAGGCAGCCAAGAACAAGGUGUCCUUAUCUGACCUCAAGGAACCUUAUAUCUUGAAGCCCUUGGCCAUUACUCUCGCCCUUAUGGUGUUUCAGCAGGUAGCGGGCGUCAACGCUGUCAUAUACAACAUUAAUCUCAUCUUCCAGGCCUCCGGAACCAGCAUAUCAGAUGACCUGAGCAGCAUCGUUGUAGGUCUUGUACAGGUCAUCGCAACAGCUGUAGGUUCUUUCCUGAUCGACCGAGCCGGCAGGAAAUUCUUGCUAAGUUUCUCUGCUUUUACCAUGUCACUUUCCAUAGUCAGUCUCGGCAUCUUCUUUUAUAUCAAGUCAACGGACGAAUCCUUUGCCUAUGAACAUCUAGGCUGGCUUCCCCUCACUUCACUCAUGGUCUUCAUCUCUGCCUUUUCGAUUGGCUAUGGCCCUAUUCCGUGGGUCAUGAUGGGUGAGUUGUUUUACCCGAACGUGAAAGAAGCGGCGGGAAGCAUGGCGACGACUCUCAAUUGGACCUUUGUGUUUAUUGUGACUUUCGUCUUCGCUCCUCUCCAGGAGGCCAUCCACGACUACGGCGCCUACUGGCUGUUCGGCGGACUGUGUGCUGUCAACUUCCUCUUCUGCGUCCUUUUCGUCCCCGAGACCAAGGGCAGGACGCUACAGGAGACCAUGGCGCAUUUUGGGGGUCCAGCGGCGUGAAUGUGAUCAAGGAUGUGUUUUUCUUUUCUUUUUUUUUCGUUUUUUCUCUUUUGAUCUUUUCGUUUUUUUAGUAUUUCGAAUUUUCUCUUUCUCUUUCUUUCUCUCCUUUUUUCGUGUUUCUUCUGUCUUUUUUUUUUCUCUCUCUCUCUUUCUCUUUUUUUAUUUGACGAAAUUUGGUGCUGAUAAUAGUUUAUUAUCAUUCUCUCUCUUUUUUUUUUAAAGGAAAGUGAUGUUGAAAUUGAGAUUAUUAAACAAUGUUUAACUAAUUAUUUUACGGGUGAAGACUGAAUGAUUAAUAAUUUUCUUAAUGAAGCAAAGAUCACUAAUCAUAUAUUGAUGCUAGAGCUUUGAUGACUUAAUUAUAUCGGUAUUCAAGCUUAAUUGCUUGAAGGUUAUGUUGGUGAUAAAGCGUUUUUGAUAAUUAUGACGGUGUUGAAACAUGGGUGAAGGUUAAUAUAUGUUGGUGAUGAGGCAUGGGUGAUAAUUGUGGUGUUGAAGCGUGGGUGAUGAUUGUGAUGUUGAAGCACGGGUGCUUAGUUAUGUUGGUGUUGAAUGUGGUGUUGAAGCGUGGGUGAUGAUUCUGGUGUUGAAGCGUGGGUGAUGAUGGUGGUGAAGCGUGGAUGAUUCUGGUGUUGAAGCGUGGGUGAUGGUGGUGUUGAAGCGUGGGUGAUGAUGGUGUUGAAGCGUGGGUGAUGAUGGUGGUGAAGCGUGGGUGAUGGUGGUGAAGCGUGGAUGGUGAUGAUGGUGGUGGAGCGUGGGUGAUGAUGAUGGUGGUGAAGCGUGGGUGAUGAUGGUGGUGAAGCGUGGGUGAUGAUGGUGGUGAAGCGUGGAUGAUGAUGAUGGUGGUGAAGCGUGGGUGAUGAUGGUGGUGAAGCGUGGAUGAUGAUGAUGGUGGUGAAGCGUGGGUGAUGAUGGUGGUGAAGCGUGGAUGAUGAUGAUGGUGGUGAAGCGUGGGUGAUGAUGAUGGUGGUGAAGCGUGGGUGAUGAUGAUGGUGGUGAAGCGUGGAUGAUGAUGAUGGUGUUGAAGCGUGGGUGAUGAUGAUGGUGGUGAAGCGUGGGUGAUGAUUGUGGUGUAGAAGCGUGGGUGAUGAUGGUGUUGAAACAAGAAUUAAUAAUUAUAUGAGAACGAAAGGGUAUGUAGGCAUGAUCCGUUUUACGUGAAUUUCGUUUUUUUUUCUCUCUUUUUUUUGACCGAGAUUUGUACAUAAAACUACUGUUAAUAUGACAAGUGUAUAGAUAUAGCUUUUAUCCAGAAAUCUGUAGAUUGUUGUAUAUAAUCAGACAACUUUUUGGUUUCUAAUAAUAGUAAACUAACACAUACUAAUACGGUUUUAUAGGAUUUGCUAAUAUGGUAAAAUAAUUCUAGUAAUGUUCUUGAUUGUAAAAAAUCGAAAACAUUGGAUUUUAAUUUGUGAACCAAGAGCUAGUAUUUAACUAAUAUAUAUGUAUCUUGUAUAUUGUGAAUAACCUGUUGUGUCAUAGUUUUUUGUAGUAAAUACGUACAACAUUUUUUUCUAAAAUAUUGAACAGAUAUUUGAAGUCGCCAUGACGUUCGUCACUUGUUUUUUUUUCAUAAAUACUUUCAUAAGAGAACUAAUAAUCGAUUGAUAGUUUAUAGAUAUUAACUAACAGCUAAACACACUUUAAAAUAAAUGAAAAACUAGAUAAUAUACCUAAAUAUAUUUUAUAUUUGAAUUCCGACUUUCAAUUUCUUUCACACAUUCGCUCAAUCAUUUGUCUCAUUUAAUCACAAAUUCACACACAUCAUUCGUACCUCUUUCCCUGAAUGAAGUUACGAUUAAUUGAUAAGUACAAUAUAAUAGAUACACAACAAUGCAUUUUUUAUCAAGGUAAGAUUACACAGAUAAAAAAAAUAAAUCCGCAUCGCUGUUAGGAUAUACCCAGUUUAGCCUAAUAACGUAAUUUUGAGUCAGUGUUUUUUUAUAAGAUCUGCGGAAAAAGGGAGAGCCUUGAGUGUGUUAUUAUCAUUGAUGUAUUAUCUUGUUUUGAACAUCAGUAUCAGUACUACUUGGCCGAAGAAAUAGUUCUAUAUGACAUUUGAUGUCUAGCCCUUUUAUUUGUAUUAAGCAUUAAUACUGGCCGGAGAAAAAUAAGCGUAGGUAUAGGUAAAUGGAUAUACAUACACACAUACAUACAUACACAAAAUCUGUGUGUGCGUGUGCGUGUGCGUGUGCGUGUAAUAUAUACGAGUAUGUGUAUCGCAUUGGAAUCCGGGUUCACACUCGGUCAGUUCCUCUCACUCAGAUCAAUUGCUGAAGUCAAAGUCGGGAGAGAAUGGAUCUGGCCUCCUUGCAACAGCAUCCCGCGCCUUAGAAUGCUAAUUUCUCUGCGGGUAUGCAACGGCUGGUUAGCAAGAUAUGUUAUCCGUAAUAUUUAUAUAUAUAUAAAUAUACUAGCUGAUAGUGGCCGGCCUUUCCCAGGCAGAAAUUUCUUUCCAGAAUAUGAACAGUUGUACAACCGCUAAAACAACAACAAAUUGUAUAUUAUUUGAUCAAGAAGUGCAGUUUUGGAACUAUAUUCCUGUACAUACACAUCCAUACAUCCAUUUACAUUUACACACAGAGCUACCGUAGAAAUACUAGACAAUUACAUACAUACAUUAAUAAAUAUACCCAUACAUACAGCACACACAUAAACAGACAAACACGCGCGUACAUCCAGAGCAGGGCCACCGUAGAAAUACCACUGCCGCUACUUUUUAGUGCCAGUUAUAGUGCCACUGCUAUUAUUUUACUGUCGCAGGUAGGGGCACCGCUAGUAGUAUUCGGCACUGUGUUGUGUUUCCAGUCUAGUAUAUUGAAGGUGCUAUUUAUAGGCCGUGCAGAAAUAAGAAAUAAUCGUGUUUAUAUUUCCUGGAUUUAAAAAGUUAGUUAAUUCAUCUGAGCGAUUUUUUUGGGUUUCGGAAAAAAUAGGGUUUCAUCUACUGUAUUAUUUUUCUAUUGAUUCCACAUUGUAUUUCAGAUGAUAAUUGAAUCCUAGAUAAUUAGGUUGUAACUAGUAAUAAAAUAUAAAAGUCUC